Brassica napus (rape) is the source of this 834-nucleotide messenger RNA. RefSeq lists its product as uncharacterized. The record is from RefSeq and is a predicted model, not a curated record. Bases 1 to 834 code for a protein of 277 amino acids. Lineage: Eukaryota; Viridiplantae; Streptophyta; Magnoliopsida; Brassicales; Brassicaceae. The transcript has a single exon.
AUGGAUCCUUUUUUGGAUAAGGCGAUGCAUGGUAUGACUUUAGAAGAGGGUGAAGAGCCGUUCGUUAUUCCGGAUUUGCCGGAUUAUUACUCUACAGAGCGGAACGCUGUAAGUUUGGUGGGGAGAUUGCUUAAUCCCCAGUGUCAAAAUAUUUCAGAGGUUAUUCUGGAGAUGCCUAGGAAGUGGAGGCUUUAUGAUCGGGUUAGAGGUGUGGCCCUUUCUAGAGACAGGUUCCAGUUUAUCUUCAAGCAUGAGCAUGACUUGUUAGAUGUUUUGAACAAAGGUGUUCAUACUAGUAAUCAGUGGACACUGGCAAUGGAAAGGUGGGUGGAGAGACCACCUCCGGACUAUUUGCAGUUCAUUGAGGUUUGGGUUCAGAUGCGUAAUAUUCCAGUGAAUCAUUAUACGAAGGCGGCGUUAACGUCGCUAGGAGAUUUUGCUGGCCAAGUCAUCGAAGUAGCGUUUGAUCCAGAUAAACCUCAACUCAAAGACUAUAUAAGAGUCAAGGUUAAGUUUGAUCUUUCUAAACCUCUUAGGCGCUUCAAAACGGUUACUGUUCCUGGAGGAGAGGUGGUGAAAAUUCUGUAUGACUAUGAGAGAUUGCAAAAAAGAUGCUACUCUUGUCAAAGGCUAACUCAUGAACAGUCCCAAUGUCCUUUCUUUCAAGCGGCUUAUGCUCAUGCGGAGAUGAAAGGAAAAGCUGUAGAAAAAUUUCAAAGUCAGCUUGCGGAGAGAGUAAUUAAAGAGGAUGAUCCACUUUUUGGAGUGGUGCUUGAUUCCCAAGUUGGGAUCAAUCCUUUGAAUGGGCAACUUUGUGCGACUAAUUUGCUUUAA